This is a messenger RNA of Lates calcarifer (barramundi perch), 7632 nucleotides long. RefSeq names its product cGMP-dependent protein kinase 1. NCBI's taxonomy places the organism in Eukaryota, Metazoa, Chordata, Actinopteri, Centropomidae. Gene Ontology annotation, molecular function: ATP binding; cGMP-dependent protein kinase activity. The record is from RefSeq and is a predicted model, not a curated record. The transcript is spliced from 18 exons. Bases 1587 to 3656 code for a protein of 689 amino acids. Gene Ontology annotation, biological process: protein phosphorylation.
GAUGGAGGAGGAGGAGGAGGAGGUGGAGGAGGAGGAGGAGGAGUUGAGGCAGACCAACUUUUGGACGCACCGGUGGAGUCGCUUCACUCCUCCGUAAACCUCCUGCUGCUCCGCUCUAAACUGAUUAAACUAAUGACGGUGAUUAAACCGGAUCAGAUCGGUGGAUCCACAUCCUCAGCCCGGAUCGUCUCGUUCAUCCCUUCAGGAUCUGCAGCUUCUGUUUUCCACCGGUCACCUCCUGCUCUCCUCUCCUGCCUCAAACUCACGAAUCACGGAGGAGAAACUCACUUGAGGCAGGAGCUGGCUUCGUUUUCGGAAUUUAAAUAUAGAAACGCGGUUUGUGAGCAUCUGGUCUCUGACUGGAGGAUCAAAGUGCAGUGAGGUGCUGAUGUGAUCCGGAUUCCUGCGGCUCUUCCGUCUGACAUUAGGAGAAAUCACGGCAGCUUCCUUCACGCCACUUUCCCUCCUCACUUCGUCGCUCUGCGGAUUUUUAAAGUCACGUUUUCUACUUUUCCUCCGCCACCUGACGAAGCCUCCGAGCGACGGCAGCUGGAGGACGUUUUCAGUGUUUGAUUUAAAAUGUUCCGAAUCAGCUCUCACCUGGAUUCUCCUGGAGGUUUUUGCUCCGCUGUAAAACUCUUCAAGGAAUAAAUUCAAGGUUCUGUUUUGGCUCUGCACGUCUGAGAAAUUCUGUAGUUUUCUUCCAAUCCAAUGACAUUAAUUGCCUUUAUUGUGAAAAAUCCGGAACCUGUGGAUUUAAUCUCCAAAGACUCACUUUCAGAUUAGUUUUACUCACUUUUCUUUCACAUUAUUGUGUUUUCAGUUUUUCCUGGGGGAGAGGAAACCGUGGUGGAGCUGAAAGUUUCCUCAUUCACUCUACUUUCUGUCAAACCGAAAUUUAAUUAAGAGGAGCCGAGGGCAGAGCCCUGAGGACCAGUUAUUUCAUCUUAUUUACCAGCCCUUUUCCAGUUGAAGGUAUUUUCUAAAAUCACAUUUUUCCUCCUUGUUGUGCCUUGAAACCCCAGAGGAACCUUUUGGACCUUAAAAGAAAUUCUGGUGAUCUCUUAGUAAAAUAAACAAUCCUGGAGGAACCUUAAAAACCCUCUAAAACCUCUAGAGGAACCACAGAGACCCGGGAAAUUCAGGGACUACUGAGAACCUGGAGGAAACUGAAGAAUGCCAAAGAACCUCAGAGAGUCUCUAAAGUACCUGAAGAGUGUUUGGUAAACUUUGAUCUAGAUCCUAGAGGAACCCUGAGAACUGAUGUAAGGAAUUCUGAACAAAGUAAGGGGACGCUUAGGUCCUUGGAGCCUCAGGAGGGAACUGAAGUACCAUUAUGAGCUCUACAAACCACAAAGACUUUGACUUGGAUUAUGUUUAUAGACUUUGAUGUUCCCAACACUGGGAACUCCCAAAACCCUAACAGAAUCUGAGGACAGCGGGAGACCUUGAGAACCCCAAGACUUUAGUACUUUGAGGAUCCGUAUACAGACCCCAAGAUUCAGGGGAAAUCUGGGGACAACAGAGGAACCCCCAAAAAAUCCAGAGUAACCCUGAGAACUCCUCAGGACCCCCCCACAGGACCAAUGGGCACCCUGCGGGACCUUCAGUAUGCCCUUCAGGAGAAGAUUGAGGAGCUGCGGCAGCGAGACGCCCUGAUCGACGAGCUGGAGCUGGAGCUGGAUCAGAAGGAUGAGCUGAUCCAGCGGCUGCAGAAUGAGCUCGACAAGUACCGGUCCGUGAUCCGGCCUGCCACCGCCCAGCAGGUCCAAGCCCAGCAGCAGAGCCUCGUCCUUCAGCCGGACCAGCACCGCAGCAAGAGGCAGGCCAUCUCCGCAGAGCCUACCGCCUGUGAUAUCAGCGCCCUGAGCCACGUCACCCUGCCCUUCUACCCCAAGAGUCCAGAGUCGAAGGAGCUGAUAAAGGAGGCCAUCUUGGACAAUGACUUCAUGAAGAACCUGGAGCUGUCUCAGAUCCAGGAGAUUGUGGACUGCAUGUACCCAGUGGAUUAUGGGAAAGACUCCUGCAUCAUCAAAGAAGGCGACGUGGGCUCGCUGGUCUUCGUGAUGGAAGAGGGUAAGGUGGAGGUGACUAAAGAGGGGAUGAAGCUAUGCACGAUGGGACCGGGCAAAGUGUUCGGAGAGCUGGCCAUCCUCUACAACUGCACCAGGACAGCCACUGUCAGGACUCUGACCCACGUGAAGCUGUGGGCCAUCGACCGUCAGUGCUUCCAGACCAUCAUGAUGAGAACUGGACUCAUCAAACACGCUGAAUACAUGGACUUCCUCAAGAGUGUUCCCACCUUCCAGGGUCUUCCGGAGGAAACGCUCAGUAAACUGGCCGAUGUUAUGGAGGAGACUCAUUAUGAAGAUGGAGAGUACAUCAUCAGACAGGGAGCCAGAGGAGACACCUUCUUCAUCAUCAGCAAGGGAAAGGUGAACGUGACCCAGGAGGACUCAGCCAAUCAGGAGCCAGUACACCUCAGAGAGCUCACCAGAGGAGACUGGUUUGGAGAGAGAGCGCUGCAGGGGGAGGACGUCAGAACAGCCAACGUGAUUGCUGCUGACACUGUCACCUGCCUGGUCAUCGACCGAGACUCAUUCAAGCAUCUGAUUGGUGGAUUGGACGAUGUUUCAAAUAAAGGUUACGAGGAUGCUGAAGCCAAAGCCAAAUAUGAGGCAGAAAACACCUUCUUCUCCAGUCUGAAGCUGAACGACUUCAACAUCAUCGACACACUGGGAGUUGGUGGCUUUGGACGUGUCGAGCUGGUGCAGCUGAAGAGUGAGGAAGCGAAGACGUUCGCCAUGAAGAUCCUGAAGAAACGUCACAUUGUGGACACGAGACAACAGGAGCACAUCCGCUCUGAGAAACACAUCAUGACCGAGGCGCACUCCGACUUCGUUGUCAGGUUGUACCGGACCUUUAAAGACAGUAAAUAUCUGUACAUGUUGAUGGAGGCCUGUCUGGGAGGAGAGCUGUGGACCUUACUGAGAGACAGGGGUUCGUUUGAAGACUCGACCACCAGGUUCUACACGGCCUGUGUGGUCGAAGCCUUCGCCUACCUGCAUGCCAAAGGCAUCAUAUACAGAGACCUGAAACCUGAGAACCUCAUUCUGGACAGCCGAGGAUACGCCAAGCUGGUUGACUUUGGUUUCGCCAAGAAGAUUGGUUUCUGUAAGAAGACGUGGACGUUCUGCGGCACUCCAGAGUAUGUCGCUCCAGAGAUCAUCCUAAACAAGGGUCAUGACGUCUCAGCAGAUUACUGGUCUCUGGGCAUCCUGAUGUUCGAGCUGCUGACUGGCAGUCCUCCGUUCUCAGGUCCAGAUCCAAUGAAAACCUACAACAUCAUCCUGAGAGGCAUUGACAUGAUCGAGUUCCCCAAGAAGAUCACCAAGAACGCUGCCAACCUCAUCAAGAAGCUCUGCAGAGAUAAUCCCUCAGAGAGACUGGGAAACCUGAAAAAUGGAGUCAAGGACAUCCAGAAGCACAAGUGGUUUGAAGGUUUUAACUGGGACGGUCUGAGGAAAGGAACUCUGACUCCACCCAUCAUACCUGAUGUUUCUUCUCCAACCGACACCAGUAACUUUGACAGUUUCCCUGAAGACGCAGAUGAACCGCCGCCAGAUGACAACACUGGUUGGGACUAUGACUUUUAAGUUCCCACCCACCAGCUUGCACCCCAACCCAAAACCUGAAACUCUGCCAAGACAAAGAAGAAGAUAUUUCUCACCAGGCUAGAUAAAGACAAGAUACAUGUGCUGUUCAGUGGAUGUUUCUAUGUUGGAUCUUGGGGGAAUCAAACUCCCACUGUUUUGGAGCCACUUUGUGUCGCCAAAUGAUCUGAUUACUAAGUGUGCAGAAGGCUAUAAAUGGAAAAGGACUGGAGGUCUCCCAUUGAUCAAACUGGUCCAGUUUGUACUAUCUAAUGGGAGGAAUCCUGCUGUAGUACCAGAGAGCUGGAAGAUGAAGUGGAUCAAGAAUCAAACAAACGGUCUGUUCAUGUCAAUGGUAGGUCCCAAGUGUCAUCUCGACUUUUGCAGCUUGAGAAGGCCAUCAUAGCACCUCCAUAUUUUAGAAAGCUGUCAGGUCUCUGGAAAAUUAUCACUCCACCCACAAAUGUGCCAAUGACCAGAAAAGAUGUUUUUGCAAAGCUCCGAGUGUUUGAACCCAGAACAACUGUGAUUACUUGUUUGGCUGCAGCUGAACUCUGGGUAUGGUCAUCCAUCAGCAGUGAGACAGUGAGGGUCUUGCAAGUCAAUUGUUUAUCAUGUUUCCCAGAGCAGGAAAUCAGUCCUAAAAGUCUUAGAGUAAACAAUGUGUGGUCCUGCUUUUCUACAAAAAGGUACAAUUUAAUUUUCACAAACUGGGAAAAUCAUCCCAGCUCCUUCAGAUUUCAGACAGCUGUCCACAUAAAAAAGCCAACAGUGCAGAAAAGGUGUCUUUUUAAUGCCUUUCAGCGACUCAGAGAAAUAUGAACCCAGAACAACCCAGAUCCCUUACUUCGCUGCAUCUGAACUUUGGGUAUCUUCACCCAUCAGCAGUCAGUCACACAUUAUAGGCCUUGCUUAGUGUCCCUUCAUAAUGCUGCAACACAGAGAGGAAGCCUAGAUGUUCAUCAGCUGGCCAGAAAUCUGAUUCUUAACCCUGUCAGUGAAACUACCUGAGGCUGAAGCUGGUACAUCUGGAGGUGUCCAGCAAAAUCAAAUGGUCACAAAGUGCUUCCCAGAGGAACAAGUGAGGCUGGGUUCUCAACAUGGGACAAGAGUUCCCUGGGACGAUAAGACUCCAGAUUUUCUUUGUGGCCCUUGCUUUACAAAAUUGUUUGAAAAUAUGCACCAUUAAAGUGGGCCCAAAGGUGUCCCCUGGAUUUUUAUCCAAACUUCAGGCCCUGUCUUAUUGAGGAGCCCUGUGUCAAAACCUACUUUUAGUAAUACCUUUAAUAUUUCUGUUAAUUUUAUUCUAACACGGUGCACAUCAUUCUACAAAUUUGUGGUUAAUCCAACUGAUGUACAGCAGAGACAUUUAACAGCUUAGAGGUACUGGUUGGUUUCUGGGACUGUGGCCACUCUUUGCUGGGGAACAUUUAUGGGUUGGUUCUCAUUGGGGGCCUAAAAUAAUGUUUGCCACAGGGCCCUCUAGUGGGUUAAACCUGCCCUAGCAACAGAGGGCCUAACAUGGUGAAAAACAAGUGGGAAAACAUCUCAUGUUUCCUUUUCCGAGAAGCUAACAAAAGGCUUUGAAUCAUCCCUUAAGAUAUGUCUGAAGAAUUUCACAGACACUACAGAUAUGUUCUCCUCAGCCAGUGGAAAGCUUCUGUUCCUGUCAAGUGUCCUUCAUCACUUUCUGACACUUGAACUUUGGCCCCUCUGAGGUAGAUCUAUUUACUAUUACCUGUCCUGUGACAUCUGGAGUUUCUGUUCCACAGUUUGGAGACACCCAACCCCCCCAGGCUGGAGGAUGUUCGAGUUCCCCUGCUGCAGGAUUAACCUCUGGACAGAGUGACAACCAGAUGCCACAAACCACAGGAGGAAAAGUUAACUGCAGACUGAACAGACAAGGUUAUGGUCACCAUGAUGCCUUCACUUCUCACUUCAUUUUUGGGACAGAAAGAAGACAGAAAGACAAACAGUUUGGAUAAAGCAGCUGUUGUGGAUGAUGGGGAGGUGAUACGAACAUUUCUACUUUAUCAUUCUUUAUGUUGUGCAUUUUUGAAUUGCAGCAUGAGAACAGAUAUUUUGUACAUAUUUCCAAGACUUCCUACUAAUUUUUGCACACAGCCACCAAUACUCAAUUCUCACAACACAUGCAUGAGUUGGUUGAAUUUCUUAUUGUUUGUUUCAAGGUGUUUUAAGACCAAGCAUGUUUCAGGAUUGCCAGAAUAGAUCUGAAGCUUUUUGUUUAAAGAGUAUGAAGAUAGUGUCUCUAAGGCUCGUGAUAUACUUGCUUUUUCACAGCUUGUUGUACUGUUGUGUAAACUGAAGCUGGAACCAGCAAAUAAUUAUUCUUUAAAAAUAAACAGAACUAAACUGAUUAAUUUAUUUGCAACUAUCUAACCACUCUGUUAAUCUGCUGAUCUUGGCAACUCUUAGACUGAUGAUUUCAAAGGUUAACUGCUGCUAUUACCUUCACCACAAUGAUGUCAACAGGGCGGACAAAUCAGUCACUGAUUUGUUAGAGUUCAUUAACCCCCCUUCCCAAACAACUAACAUGUAUGCCAUGUCACGGUGAAUAAUGAAAACUUUCAUUUAUGUGCUCAUGUAUUUAUGCAGCCGGUCCCAGGCGUAUUUUAGGAUGUUGGUAGGACAAUUUAUGGUCCUGCUGGUGAUGCUAGCGCUGCAUCUGAGCCUCUUUCAGUCUAUGAUUGGUUGAUGCCUUUAUUCACGGUGUGAAAGCUCAGAAAAAAAAAUUAUGUUGCUUUUGUGUCUGAAAAUACUCAUGACAAAAACAAUGAUUUGACAGAAAAUAUAUUGAUGUGUGAAUUAAUUGUGUGAAGAAGAAAAAAACACCCCCAGUGUGUAAAAACCUUCAGUGUUAUCCAGAGGAUGACAAGCAAACACCAACUAAGUCAAAAGCAAGAAUGUCAGGUCUUUAAAACAGACUGAAUAAGAAAUCCCUCAUACUCUGAGGUCAUCUUUAGUUUCACAGGCUUAUGGUAACUCUGUGACAAAGUGGACAGUCUAACUAGAUACGAUUACAUUUGUGUUGCAUCCACUGUCCAUUGUUAACCAUAAAAGUGAUUAAUUUAUUUAUCUCAGUUUGUAUUUAUACAGUAUUUUGUGGCCUUUUGUAAAAUGAUGUUGAUAGAUGUCUCACUUUGGUACGAAGCCUUUGUAUUAGUAGUCUGAUUUUGCUGUGAUAUUUUUGUAAAAUGAUCAGCGAUGUGACUUCUGUGAGCUCUGCAUGAAACUAUUGGUAACAACAUGUUCGGUUUUCACCACCAGAGGGCAGAAUAGAGUCAGACGCUCAACGACAACAACCCAGGAAGAUGUCAACAUUAGGGUAAAUAUUCUACAGCUAUAUCUCUAUGAGAUGUUCAGGUGGAAAACAGUCCAUGUGUUAAGUACAGAGCUGGAGUCAGAGCAUCAUUAGCCUAGCUUAGCAUAAAGACUCCUACAAAGACCUCUUAAGAUGUCUAAUUAACAUGCAAUAUUUUAUUAUAUCCUGACAAAAACACAAAUAUUAUCUUCAGUGCUGUAACAAGGCUGGUUUAACAUCCUGUCACAUGUCUGGUUGAGUUUAAAUAGGAAGCAAAAAGGACAAAUGUUCUGCUUGCACCGUGAAAAUCAUAAUUACAGCAAAAAAUAAAAAUAAAAAAAAGGAUUAAAAAAGAUGUGUUUGGACCAGAAAGAGAAAUAUUCAUGUUUAUAUUGAUUCUUACUGAUGAUAUUUUGUGGUUAUGAGUUUGUGUCAUGAAGCUCAAGUGUCACUGAUUUAUUUGUAUAUUGGGAGUAUAGUGUUUUAUGAUGUUUGUAUAUUAUUAUUAUUAUUACAGUGCCUGCCAUGGUAGCUGACUCUCUCGCUCUGUCUCAGUUCAAAAAAGCUUUAUGGAAGUGACUGUUAAAAACAAAACAAAAACCAUGUUGCCAAAGCAGUUUGAUCUGUUUAAAAAAAUAAAGUUGUUUAAAAAAACAA